This is a messenger RNA of Geosmithia morbida, 1032 nucleotides long. RefSeq lists its product as uncharacterized. Gene Ontology annotation, molecular function: ATP binding; cyclin-dependent protein serine/threonine kinase activity. Gene Ontology annotation, biological process: protein phosphorylation. The transcript is spliced from 2 exons. Lineage: Eukaryota; Fungi; Ascomycota; Sordariomycetes; Hypocreales; Bionectriaceae. The record is from RefSeq and is a predicted model, not a curated record. Bases 1 to 1032 code for a protein of 343 amino acids. Gene Ontology annotation, cellular component: nucleus; cytoplasm.
AUGAUACUAGGUUCUAGGUUGGGUUCACUUGGGGCCUUCCUCGGGGUUGGCGCCUUUGGGGACUUUGGGGCCUCUUCUUUUAGUUGGGUCUUCAAGGGUCGCAACCGCCAGACGGGCGAACUCGUGGCGCUAAAGGAGAUUCAUCUCGACUCGGAGGAGGGUACCCCAUCGACGGCGAUCCGCGAGAUCUCCCUUAUGAAGGAGCUGAAGCACGAGAACAUUGUCGGCCUGCACGACGUCAUCCACACCGAGAACAAACUGAUGCUCGUAUUCGAAUACAUGGACGGUGACCUGAAGCGAUACAUGGACACGAACGGCGAGCGCGGCGCUCUCAACCCCGUCACCAUCAAGUCCUUCAUGUACCAGCUGCUCAAAGGCAUCGAUUUCUGCCACCAGAACCGCGUUCUGCACCGCGACCUGAAACCCCAGAACCUGCUCAUCAACGGCAAAGGCGUUCUCAAGCUCGGCGACUUCGGCCUGGCCCGCGCCUUUGGCAUCCCCGUCAACACCUUCUCCAAUGAGGUCGUCACACUUUGGUAUCGCGCCCCGGACGUCCUGCUCGGCAGUCGCACCUACAACACCAGCAUCGACAUCUGGUCCGCCGGCUGCAUCAUGGCCGAGAUGUACACCGGCCGCCCUCUCUUCCCGGGCACCACAAACGAGGACCAAAUCACCCGCAUCUUCCGCAUCAUGGGCACCCCCACCGAGCGUACCUGGCCCGGUAUUACCCAGCUCCCUGAGUACAAGCCCACCUUCAACAUGUACGCCACCCAGGAUCUACGCACCAUCCUUCCAGCCAUCGACCCCACCGGCAUCGACCUCCUCCAGCGCAUGCUACAGCUCCGCCCCGAAUUGCGUAUCAGUGCGCACGAGGCUCUUCAGCACCCUUGGUUCAACGAUCUUGUCAUUCAGCAACAGCAGCAGCAGCAGCAAAUGCACCCUCACCAGCAGGCCAUGCAGGCCCAGGCUCAGGCUCAAGCUCAGGCUAGGGCCUACCAGGGGGUGCCUGCGCAAGGGUACGAUGGUUACUAG